AUGGCUUUGAAUCGAAUUCCCAAGGAUCGCGAAAUCGAUAUCGACCAAGAAAUGCCUGGCCAUGAACUACAAGAGCAACUAACCUACAAAAGGGCAGCGGCGGCGGCGGCGUCUGGGGCGAUUUCGAGUGGUCCUUUAAAGGCUGUGGGUGAAUGCCUGGUGGUCAGUCGCUUCAAACGCCUGGCAUACGAAGGACAACAACAAGAACAACUAAAUCAACAGCAGCAGCAACAGCAUGACAAUGGCGAACCCACCGCAACGACGGUCAGUGCUGGUGUCCAGUUGGCAUCGGUAACAUUUUCAAACUCCUCAACACAUCGCAACACAACAACACUAACACAAUCUAACCAUAACAAUGUAUUAAUAACAACAACUUCCCCCACACAAGGCGUCGAUGGGGUCACUCUUCGACUCCAUAAGCGUAACAAUGAAGUCAUUUAUGCAGCAAGUGAUGAAAUCACCACUACCACCACCGCACCUAACAUCAACAACAACAAUGACAUACAUCUCAAGUCCAAUACAUUGACACCACCCCCACCAUCUUCAACAACAACACUUUCCACAAAUUCGAUCGAUUCAUCACCCUUCAAUGCCAGUAGUAACAGUUCCACCAGCGAAUAUGAAAAUGAAAUCCCACAAAUUCCUGCUUAUAUUCGCACCACAGCGAUGUUCUUUUGCAUUGUCAUCAUGCUAAUGGGUGUUAUUGGAAAUGUUAUGGUACCCAUUGUGAUCAUACGGACCAAAGAUAUGCGAAAUUCCACCAAUAUUUUUCUUACAAAUUUGAGUAUUGCCGAUCUACUGGUACUCUUGGUUUGUACUCCAACCGUGUUGGUCGAAUUAAAUACCAAACCGGAAACAUGGAUUUUGGGGCAUGAAAUGUGCAAAGCCGUUCCAUUCAUAGAAUUGACAGUGGCCCAUGCAUCUGUCCUCACUAUAUUGGCCAUAUCAUUUGAACGUUAUUAUGCCAUCUGUGAACCAUUAAAGGCGGGCUAUGUUUGCACUAAGACGCGAGCAAUUCUGAUUUGUUCCCUGGCAUGGGGUAUUGCUGCCUUAUUUACGAGUCCAAUAUUGUGGAUGGCCGAAUAUAAAUAUGCUGAUUACAUAGAUGGAUCCUCGGUACCGGUGUGUCUUACUCAAGCUUUAACCAUUUGGACGUUGGGAUUCUUCCUCAUGAUCACCGCUGUCUUCUUCGUUUUUCCACUGUUCAUUUUAAUAGUCCUGUAUGGGAUAAUUGCAAAAAAUCUCAUUUCCGAUACGGGACCCAUGAUGCGCAUACGACCCAUUAAACCAGAGCUAAGCCUGAAAGCCCGCAAACAAGUUGUCCUUAUGUUGGGAGCUGUAGUGGUGGCAUUUUUCCUUUGCCUUCUGCCAUUUCGUCUCUUAACUCUGGGCAUCAUCUUGGCCCCGGACAAGAUACACGAUUUAGGUUUGGAAAGUUACUACAAUAUACUCUACUUUAGUCGCAUCAUGUUGUACCUGAACUCAGCCAUAAACCCCAUACUCUACAACUUGAUGUCGACUAAAUUCCGCAAAGGAUUUUACAAACUAAUCUUCAGCUUGUGGAUGGCGGUGCUUAGCACCAUCACCUGUGGCCAUUGGGAGCCAUGUGGCGGCAAGCGGAAGGGCGCCAACGGUUUGGUCACCACCACCACGACUAGCUCAAAUACCAACACCACCACCAAUACCUCGUCCAGUAUUUUAUCGCGUAGCUCAAAUCGCCGCUCAAGUGAUGAAGUUGUCCAGCGCACCCGUGUCCAGAUACAAAUGCAAAUUCCCUGUGGCGGUGAUUGUGAAAUGGUUGCCAUGCUACACAACACCAGCACAGAUUGUCGAGCAGCUGUUGUGGUUGCAGCCAGUUUACCGGCUCUCCACAGUGGUAGUACAUGUGGUGUAAUGAAGGGCCAAUGCCAAAGACGCUCAUCGACAUCAUCCUCGUCAUCGCUGCAAACCAAUUCUCAGCGUCACCAUCGCCAUGUAAUCUGUAGUCGCUUGAAGGCCAGGCAAAUAAGUUUCGAAGAAGAUGCCGAUGCUGACGUGGCUUAA
Musca vetustissima is the source of this 2043-nucleotide messenger RNA. RefSeq names its product bombesin receptor subtype-3-like. Gene Ontology annotation, biological process: G protein-coupled receptor signaling pathway. The record is from RefSeq and is a predicted model, not a curated record. Lineage: Eukaryota; Metazoa; Arthropoda; Insecta; Diptera; Muscidae. Gene Ontology annotation, cellular component: plasma membrane. Gene Ontology annotation, molecular function: G protein-coupled receptor activity. The transcript has 6 exons. The coding region runs from base 1 to 2043 and encodes 680 amino acids.